AUGACAAACCACCUCAUUCUUAAAGUAUCCAAUGUUUUCGUAUACGUUUUAGUGUUAUUUAUAAACUACACUGGUAUAGUUGAUCCAGAGAACAAUCGUAGUCAUGAAGACGAGAGUAAUGAAACUUUACUUACCCCGGCCGUUUGGACUUUUAAAAUUUGGUUCCUUAUUUAUGGACUGUUGGGUGGCUUUGUUAUUUAUCAGUUCUUCCCACCUGCAAAUAGUGCGACUGUUGAGGGUAUUAAAUGGUUUCACGUUAUUGCCAGUAUCCUGCAUCUCAGUUUUAUAGUUGUUUGGCAUCAAAAAGUUUUAGAGAUCGUCGAAAUAGUUCUUCUCCUGUUAUUGUUGAUUGUUCUCUCGAAAAUCUAUAGCAACCUUGGUUUAUACCCGUCAGCAAACAUUUUUGACAGAUUAUUUAUUCAUUACCCGUUUGCAAUUUAUACCGCAUGGAUUGGAUUUGCAACCAUUGUUAAUUUCUGGUUAUUAAUUCCCGCGUUGAACCAAAUCUUGCCAUCUAUACUCGCAAUUGUUGCUAUCGGUGCAAUUGGUCUUCAUUUCAUUGAUUAUUAUCAUCGUAAUGAUUGGGUGUUCUCGGGUACCCUUGUUUGGGGACUUGCUGGAAUCGCGUUGAAUCAUGAAGAGGUCGAUGAGAAACCCGUUAUGAUUGCUGCUGCGGUUGCUGGUGGUGUUAUUGUUGGUGGAAUUUUGAGAUUUUGGAUUUAUCAGGUGGUCGCAUGGUGGCGAUUAAGACACGGUAGUUUGGAUGAGAGCUCUCCAUUGUUAGGAUAG
This is a messenger RNA of Ambispora leptoticha, 789 nucleotides long. The record is from the annotation of a GenBank genome assembly. Lineage: Eukaryota; Fungi; Glomeromycota; Glomeromycetes; Archaeosporales; Ambisporaceae.